UGCCAAAUUCUUCACAUCUGGAGCAGCUGAGUCUCCAGUCACUGAGGUGAGCGGAGAAAAAUCAUGUCAUCUACCCUCCAAUCUGAGACAUGGCCAGAGCAGUAUCUCCACCACCCAGUCCUCCUCCUCCUCCUCCUCCUCCUCCCCCACCUCGAGGAGGGUGAGGGUGGCUGUGGAGGAUAGCUCCGUUUGUCUCUACCGCACCAUCUCUGUCUCUGAGUCCGACAGAGCUGGUGCUGUCGUCAAGGAGGCCAUGAAGAAACACGGAAUUAAGGGAGAUCCCUCUCAUUAUCACUUGCAGUUGGCCAGUCGUCUUAACAAACGCAGCAGGCUGUCUUGUGAUGCCAACGUCUUUUAUGCUCUUGGAGACACUUCAAUAUUGAUAUUGUGCAAUAAUAAUCACAUGGGAACAUAACUAAAAUUCACUUUCACAACUAGCAUUCACUUCCAGCUUUGAACAAUUAUCGUCGUUGGCAAAUUAACCGCAACGUCCACGAAUAAUCGUUACAUUGCGUCUGGAGAGCGAGCGAAGAUGGUGUCUAAUUUAUUAGCUGGAAAGAAGGAGAGGGUAGCUCAGUAGUAUGCCUGGCUACAGAGACGUGACUCCUGUGGAGCCACUGAAACCUGGGCUGUUAUGUUCUGAGUGCAACUUACUGCUGAAAGAGCCCGUGCAGACGGGGGAGGGAGAUCGCCUCUGUCGCUCCUGCUACGAUGAUAUCAAAAAGAACGGAGUCUCCCAGAAUGGCAUAAAACUCGGAGAGGAACCGUGUUAUCCUGACCGAGCCGUGGGUAAAGAGAUAACGCAACUCAAAGUAAGGUGUGCUAACUACUCAAGCGGGUGUCCCUGGCAAGGAAAGCUACAAGAGUAUGAAGAUCAUGAUUGUCAGCAUAAGCCUCAAUUGUGCCCCAACGAAGGCUGCGGGGAGAUGAUCUCCAAGCCCGAGUUCAAGACCCAUUGGACUAAGAGAUGCAACUAUAGAAAUGUAAAUUGCAAACACUGCAAGGAAAAGAUGAUUGCUAAAGACCUGGAGGCUCAUUAUGUGAGGUGCCCGGAAUAUCCAGUGAAGUGCGAGAGAUGCUCGCAAUCUGUCAAGAAAAGUGGCCUUGAAGAUCACGUUGCAAACCACUGUCAAUUUGUUGAAUGCUCUUGUGGGGACAUUGUGAAGCGGAAGAACUGGGAAGCUCAUUUCAGGGAAGAUGGGGCACUGUUCAAGCAUAUGAGCUCCCUACAGCACCUCCUUAGAUCUUUACACAGCUCACAUAGACAACUCUAUUCCAAGUUGGACGAGAAACAGAAAUUAAUGGAAGUAGAAACCACAGCUACUGGAGAACUGUCGAGAGUAGAGACUGAACUAAAGGCUUUUCAAAGUCAGUAUGAAAACCGCCUUACAAUACUACAAAAGAAGCUCGGUGCAUUAGAUACCGUGAGAGGAGACAUUGAUUCCGUACGCCGUGACUGUUCUAAGCUGACGGAUACAAGUAAGACCAUGGGAGGGAGGCUUGAAGCCCAGGAAGACAAGUUGAAACAAGUGCAGGGUCAGGUGGUUACAUCGAAGGGUAGACCAAGUUCUGGGGCAUCUCGGUACGGCGACAGUUUCUCCGAUUCCAGGAUGGCAGUUGUUGAAAGAAAGAUUGAGGAGUUAGAGAGACAGAACACGAUGCUAAAGGUCCACGUAUCAGAGCUUGAGCUCCAACUGCAGGCUUCACUGGCUAGCACUCACAACGGCUCGUUCCUGUGGCGAAUCCCCGACGUUGCCCGGAGAAGGAGAGACGCGAUCGAAGAACGAAUCACGUCGAUAUACAGCCCUCCGUUUUACACCGGGCGGAAUGGGUACAAGAUGUGUAUUAGAGCCUAUCUGAACGGAGAUGGCAUCGGGUUCAAGACACAUCUCUCUCUCUUCUUUGUUCUAAUGCGAGGCGAGUAUGACCCGCUGUUAAAAUGGCCGUUUGAGCACAAGGUCUCGCUAAUACUAGUGGACCAGGACCACAGAAAACAUAUUGUCCAGACAUUCAAACCAACUCCAGAGAGCAGCUCCUUCAAACGGCCAACUUCAGAUAUGAAUGUUGCGUCUGGAUGCCCGCAAUUUUCCAAGAGUGAUGUACUAGACGAAAAUAAUUACGUAAAGAGUGAUAUUAUGUACAUCAAGUGUAUUGUUGACGUAUCUCGCAUUUUUCACCCCUGAGUGUAUUGUGAUGACUAUUUUCCUCGUGUGAGUGGUCACUGACUCCACAUUGGCCCCUGUAAAGCUUCGAGU
Molecule: messenger RNA, 2255 nt
Organism: Geodia barretti
Lineage: Eukaryota; Metazoa; Porifera; Demospongiae; Tetractinellida; Geodiidae
Source: the annotation of a GenBank genome assembly